Saccharomyces eubayanus is the source of this 1029-nucleotide messenger RNA. It is a transcript of the gene HEM2, whose product is annotated as porphobilinogen synthase HEM2. The record is from RefSeq and is a predicted model, not a curated record. Gene Ontology annotation, cellular component: cytosol. The transcript has a single exon. Gene Ontology annotation, biological process: heme biosynthetic process. Gene Ontology annotation, molecular function: porphobilinogen synthase activity; zinc ion binding. Lineage: Eukaryota; Fungi; Ascomycota; Saccharomycetes; Saccharomycetales; Saccharomycetaceae. The coding region runs from base 1 to 1029 and encodes 342 amino acids.
AUGCACACAGCAGAAUUUUUAGACACUGAACCAACAGAAAUCUCAUCCGUUCUAGCAGGAGGUUACAAUCACCCACUAUUGAGACAGUGGCAAAGUGAGCGUCAACUGACCAAGGGCAUGUUGAUUUUCCCACUAUUCAUCUCUGAUAAUCCAGAUGACUGCACGGAGAUUGACUCUUUGCCCAAUAUUAAGAGAAUCGGUGUCAAUAGACUAAAUGACUACUUGGGGCCACUAGUGAAGAAGGGUUUACGGUCCGUGAUCUUGUUUGGUGUGCCUCUGAGCCAUGGUACUAAAGAUCCAGUGGGUACUGCAGCUGACGAUCCAGAGGGGCCAGUCAUCCAAGGUAUCAAAUUUAUUUGUGAAAACUUCCCAGACUUGUACAUUAUUUGCGAUGUAUGUCUUUGUGAAUACACUUCCCAUGGUCAUUGUGGGGUUUUGUACGAUGACGGCUCCAUAAAUAGAGAACGCAGUGUCUCUAGACUGGCUGCUGUAGCCGUUAACUAUGCUAAAGCCGGUGCACAUUGUGUGGCGCCAAGCGAUAUGAUCGACGGCAGAAUAAGAGAUAUCAAGAGAGGUUUGAUUAACGCCGGUUUGGCCCAUAAGACCUUUGUUAUGUCUUACGCUGCCAAGUUCAGUGGUAACUUAUACGGACCUUUCCGUGAUGCUGCUUGUUCUGCUCCUUCUAGUGGUGAUAGGAAAUGUUACCAAUUACCUCCUGCUGGGCGCGGUCUAGCACGUAGAGCUUUGGAAAGGGACAUGAACGAAGGUGCUGAUGGUAUUAUUGUCAAACCUUCCACAUUCUAUCUGGAUAUCAUGAGAGAUGCAAGUGAAAUCUGUAAGGACUUACCAAUCUGUGCCUACCACGUCUCAGGCGAAUACGCAAUGCUGCAUGCUGCUGCCGAAAAGGGCGUUGUUGAUUUAAAAACAAUCGCUUUCGAAUCUCAUCAAGGUUUCUUAAGAGCAGGUGCCAGAUUAAUCAUUACCUAUCUGGCUCCUGAAUUCCUUGAUUGGUUAGACGAGGAAAACUAA